Molecule: messenger RNA, 1511 nt
Organism: Magallana angulata
Lineage: Eukaryota; Metazoa; Mollusca; Bivalvia; Ostreida; Ostreidae
Exons: 6
Coding region: 1-1431 (476 amino acids)
Source: RefSeq, a predicted model, not a curated record
AUGGAGAAUAUUUUAAGUUUGUUGAUAGCUAGUGUCUUUCUUGUGACAACAAAGGGACAGUGUCCCUUGAAUGUUGGAAAUAAGUUAUUAACUACCUGUAGCGAAACAACGGCAUAUGGACCACUGAUCUAUAUAGACUUUUAUAAAAUCAACCGCCCAUGUAAUUGUACUGUGACUUCAAUGUUCAGAGGAAAUCUACUUGUGACAGCGCAAAAAACAAGGAUAUCGUCAUGUUCCACGCAGGUGGUAGUAAAAGGUAGUCGUAUAUUUGGCUGCCCACUUUCACAGAUAACGUCAGUUACGUUUACACUAUUACAAUAUCAACCUUUCGCUGUACAAGCUGAAUUCACCCCACCAUCUACAUCAGGAAACUUUUAUCAAUGUCUUGGAUUUCAAGAAAAGGGUGGUAAAGGCGGAGAUGUCAGUGUAUUAUGUAAACCAUCAGGAACAACAACACGAACAUCGUAUAUAACAUCACCAACAAGAAAAACAACAUCCUCAUUAACGUCAACAACAAGAAAAACAACAUCCUUAUUAACAUCAACAACAAGGAAAACAACAUCCCCAUUAACAUCAACAACUAGGAAAACAACAUCCCCAUUAACAUCAACAACUAGGAAAACAAAUUCCCUAGUAACAUCAACAAGGACAACGGCAAGAAAAACAUCAUCCACAUUAACACCACCAACAAGGAAAACAACAUCCACAUUAACACCACCAACAAGGAAAACAACAUCCACAGUAACGACAACAACAACAACAAGGAAAACAGCAUUCCCAUUAAUAUCAACAAGGAAAACAACAUCUCCAUCAACAUCAACAAAAACAACAGCAACUACUAGAAAUAUAAAACGAUAUCCACCAUCAUCCACUUAUAUUGUACUCUCAGCAAAGUCUACAUCAGGUUUAACUGAUACACGUAAUAAUACAACCGAUAACCACAUGAGCUUUGUUUCAACCGUCUCUGUUCCGUAUACUUUAUCAAUGGAGCCGAUUCAAGAUGAUCAAAAUGAAAUGAUAUACUUUAUAGCUGGUUCUGCUGCUGGAGGUGUAAUGCUUCUUAUCGGACUAGUGGUUUUCGUCAUUUUAAAGAUAAACAGAGAAAGAAACGGAAAUGCUAUUGUUGAAAACAAGAAAGAGGACAGCGCACGUACAAAUGAAGUAUUUGAUUACAACAAUGAAUUAACAGAAAACCCCCUGUACGUCACUUCUCAACCAGAGGAAGAAGUCGGGAACACAUCAGGAGAAAAUCUUAAAUUGGGUUUACCAGUAAUGGAUUCCAAAACAAUGCGGAAAAAUAACCCCGAUUAUGACGUACCUCCAAACAACAAACCUAUAGAUUCAAUACCUGUGUAUGCAGUGCCUAAUAAGAACAAAACUCUUCAUCAUGUGAUCAACAAUGGAGAUGUAUAUGCGCAGGUGAAGAAAUGAAGUGUUAUUACUGUGUAUAUUCCUGAGGGGUACAAAUACACACCCAAGAUAGCUGCGGUCAUGUGUAAGUGAAAUAGGAC